Molecule: messenger RNA, 1102 nt
Organism: Daldinia vernicosa
Lineage: Eukaryota; Fungi; Ascomycota; Sordariomycetes; Xylariales; Hypoxylaceae
Product: ribosomal family S4e-domain-containing protein
Exons: 3
Coding region: 128-916 (262 amino acids)
Biological process (GO): translation
Cellular component (GO): ribosome; cytosolic small ribosomal subunit
Molecular function (GO): structural constituent of ribosome; RNA binding
Source: RefSeq, a predicted model, not a curated record
CUCGCUUCCCGCAAAAAUUUGGAACUAGGCACAUCCAAUUCAACUUUUCUCAAGUCGCAAUUGACAACCCUCCACACCAAUCUGCCACUUCACGAUAACUCCAAUUACCCAUCGUUGAACAGUCAAAAUGGCCCGUGGACCUAAGAAGCACCAGAAGCGCCUGAGCGCCCCCUCCCACUGGCUUCUCGACAAGCUUUCGGGUGUCUACGCCCCUAAGCCGUCGGCCGGUCCUCACAAGCAGCGCGACUGCAUGCCCCUCAUCAUCUUCAUCCGCAACCGUUUGAAGUAUGCCUUGAACUACCGCGAGGUCAAGGCCAUCCUCAUGCAGCGCCUGGUCAAGGUUGACGGCAAGGUCCGCACCGACAACACCUACCCCGCCGGCUUCAUGGACGUCAUCACCCUCGAGAAGACUGGCGAGCACUUCCGCCUCAUCUACGACACCAAGGGCCGAUACACCAUCCACCGAAUCCAGUCCGAGGAGGCCGAGUACAAGCUCGGAAAGGUCAAGCGAGUGCAACUUGGCAGGGGCGGAAUCCCAUUCUUGGUCACGCACGAUGCGAGAACCAUCCGCUACCCCGACCCUUUGAUCAAGGUCAACGACACAGUCAAGAUCAACCUCUCCACCGGCAAGAUUGAGGACUUCAUCAAGUUCGACACCGGUGCUAUUGCCAUGGCCACUGGUGGUCGCAACAUGGGUCGUGUCGGUGUCAUCACCCACCGUGAGCGCCACGAUGGAGGUUUCAACAUCGUCCACAUCAAGGAUGCCAUUGACAACACCUUCGCCACCCGUGAGAACAACGUCUUCGUUAUUGGCUCUGAGAAGCCCUGGAUCUCUCUGCCCAAGGGCAAGGGUGUCAAGCUCACCAUUGCAGAGGAGCGUGACCGCCGCCGAGCCCACGCUCUUGCCGGCCACUAAAUGGUCUUCUUUCGGUAAAACAACAAAACGGGAUCUGGCAGAGGGUUGACUUUUUCGCAACGCAUGGGAACUGGAGUCUGGCAUAUCCGAUUCAAUCUUACCAAACGAGUAAGAUUCGUGGUUUACCUAGGUCAAUGAUAAUGAGAAUUAAUUGACCCCUGAUCCCGCCUUUACGUUAGGCAGUUA